Microbotryum saponariae is the source of this 3428-nucleotide messenger RNA. The record is from the annotation of a GenBank genome assembly. Lineage: Eukaryota; Fungi; Basidiomycota; Microbotryomycetes; Microbotryales; Microbotryaceae.
AUGAAUCCGGAUCAGGAGCCGCUCAAGUCGGCUUUGGCGGGGUCCUCGAGCGAGGUCAGGAAGGAGGUGCUGAGCACGGAUACGGGGGCGACUACUUCUCCGUCCGCAUCCGCGCCUGCUACAGGUGUUACGGUAUCGAAGACCAAGUCGAACGGGAACGCGGCUAUGGAUGCCAAGCUGCAGGUUGGUACGUUGAGGUCCAGGAGCGGCGAUUCGGUGGCGGUUCAGUCAGUCAACGAGCCCUGAUCGGGAGGGACAAUGGGUUGCGCAGCUUGGGGCGUGGAGAGCAGGAGCAGGGUCGCCGAGCCUCACCUGCGCUACAGUAUGAAGCUGCCCUUGCUCUUCCGGACGGUGGCAGUUCGUCACCCCGCCGACGUAGACCUCGCCUCCCCGCGAGAUGGCGCCACGUCGCCGUCGGUCCACAGACCUACCGAGCAAAGCUUUCUCUUGCUGACCCUCCGCCGUCCUUGAUUCCGUGUUCACAGUCGACGAGAACCAGAACUUUACGUACGUACACUCAUUCUCUUAUGGCCAAGGCCGUUCUCAGCGCGAAGAACCCUCCCCCGGCCCGGAGCAACGCAAACUGAGCUCUUCCUCGAUGAUCGUAACGACAGCGACCACCUCAACUCCCACAUGGCGGACUGGGAAUUGGCCGACAAAGGUUUCGCCUACGAUGUCGUCGCCGUCUUUGGUAGUCAAUCGACGGGCAAGAGUUAGUCCGAGACGGGGUGAUUCAGGUUCCGGAACGGACCUCAUCCCUGACGAUGAUCCCGAUCUUGUUCUCAGGUACUUUGCUCAAUCGCUUGUUCGGCACCAAGUUCGACGUCAUGAACGAGUCGGAACGACGACAGACGACCAAAGGUAGGCUCGUGCGGGCUCAUUUGAUUACUAGGCAGCUUAGCUUCGCCGCGGGGUUCUGAAAGUGUUUCGAGCUGGCCGACAGGGAUUUGGAUGUCCAAGGGCCAAGACAUGCCCGUGCUGGUGAUGGACGUCGAAGGCACAGAUGGACGAGAACGUGGAGAGGAUCAGGUCAGUGACAGACAUCGGGGCCAAGUCAAUCUGAACCAUGUUCUGACCCAAUCUCCGAACAUCGCCCGAAUCCCCUUAGGACUUUGAACGCAAAUCGGCACUUUUCUCCAUGGCCGUGACCGAGGUCUUGAUCGUCAACAUUUGGGAGCACCAGGUUGGGUUGUACCAAGGCGCCAACAUGGGUUUGCUCAAGACCGUCUUUGAGGUCAACCUCGGCUUGUUCCUCGCCGCCAAGGAGAAGGGCAAGACCGCCGGAGCGUGAGUGGUUCAAACGAAGAUUCUCGCACCACGAACUCGUGAUCCAAUUGAGCGGGUUUUUUUUUGAAUCACAGCUCUCAAGACAAGACCCUCCUUCUCUUCGUCAUCCGCGACCACAUCGGAGCGACCCCACUCGAGAAUCUGCGCAACACGCUCACCGCCGACUUGAACCGGCUCUGGGACGGGCUCUCCAAACCCGAAGGCCUGGAAUCGUCGCAAAUCACACACUUUUUCGACCUCGCUUUCGUGACCUUGCCUCACAAACUCUUACAACCUGAAGUGUUCGAAGCGGAAGUCAAAAACCUGCGCAAACGGUUCGUCGACCCUUCGCAUCCGGACUACGUCUUCCACCCCAAAUACCACAAACGCAUCCCCGCGGACGGUGUGUCGCAGUACAUGUCGACGAUCUGGGACGCGGUCGUAACGAACAAGGACCUCGAUCUGCCGACGCAACAAGAGUUGCUCGCUCAAUUCCGAUGCGACGAAAUCGCGAACGGCGCAUUCGUCGUCUUUGUCGAUGCUUCAAAGGUCUUCGUCUCGAGUGCGCCGGGGACACUGGUCCCUGGCUUGGGUAAAGGGAUGCAGACGGUUCGUUCGGUCGCGUUGGAGAGUUUCGAUACCGCUGCUUCGAGGUACCAUGCGGGGGUGUACGGCCGCAAGCGCGCCGAAUUAUUGGACAAACUCAACACCGCUUUAUUACCCUUCGUUCAAGCGCACCUCAAGAAUUUGCACAAGAUCGUCCUGAAGGAUUUCAGGAAGAAGGUCCAAGAACGACUUAAAGUCGAAGGCUACGAUUUCGCAAAGGUCGUUGAAGGGACGACAAAGGAGGCGGAGAAUGACUUUGAGAAGGGUUCGAAGGAGGUCUUGUUGGAGGAGACGGAGUGGUCCGCGACGGAGACGGAGAUGCAGUUGAAGGAGGAUAUGGUCGCGAUCGCGGAUCUGUUGAGGGCCGAAGAAACCAAGAAGAUGAUUGCCAACAUCGAGGUCAGUGCGAGCGACUACUGCGGGUCCUAGUUGCUUCUCGGGGACUGAGCUGGUGUGAUAUACACUCUCGAUCGAACUGUUAGCGCAAGUUCAAGAGCCAGAUCUCGGAGACGGUCGAGAUGAGCUUGAACAAGCCUUCGCCGGACAUGUGGGACAAGGUCUUGUCCGCAUUCAGGAAGGCGCUCGAUAAGGCCGAGGGGACGUAUACCCGCAAAGCCACGAGUGAGUCAUGCUUCAUGGAUUUUUUUGUGACUAUAGAGAGCCGGAACUGACGCGUCCAACCCCUUCUCUUCUACCUAGGCUUCAACUGCACCCCCGAAGAGAACGAGACAGCGCUGACGCUCCUCCGCCAACGUGCGUGGCUCGCCCUUCGAGCCAAGAUCGACGAACAGACCGCCGAAUCGGUCCUUCUCGUCAAGCUCAAGCUCGUCUUUGAAGAGCGUUUCCGCUACGACGACGAAGGCACACCGCGCGUUUGGAAACCCGAGGAUGACAUCGAUAGCAUCUUCAAGCGAGCCAAAGACGAGGUCCUGGGGUUGAUCCCUUUGUACACCAAGAUCUCUCCUUUGGACGAGAAGAACGCGUUCGUACUUCCUUCGGACUCGACGCCUCUCAAUAACGCAGGGGACGAAGAGUUUGAUUUCGAAAGUUCGUUGACGAUCCUUCGUGACGCCCAAGCCGAGGCUUUGUCAUCUCGCUUCAGAAGGGAAGCAGACGCGUAUUACCUCGAAGCCAAACGCUCGAUGGUGUCGUCGAUCUCACAGAUCCCCGUAUGGAUGUACGCCGUCCUCGCUGUCUUGGGAUGGAACGAAUUCAUCGCCGUGCUUCGAAGUCCCGUCUACUUUACCAUGCUUCUGCUCGCAGCCAGUGCGGCGUACGUGACCAUCCAUCUCGGGAUGACCGGGCCUGUUUUCGCUUUGGCCAAAGGUGUGUCGAACGAAGUCGCCAAGACGGUCAAUGAUCAGUUGCACAACUACUUUGUCAACCAAACGCCCGAGGCGCAUGCGCAUCGUCAGCAUCAACGUCAACAACGCGUCGCUGUUCCGGCGAGCAAAGUUGCGGCUCAGGAGGAUGCGGAGGUGUUUGAAUUGAAGUCGAUGGAGUCGACGUCGAGUGGGACGGUGGCGGGUGGGCAUGAGAAGAGCAAGAGCGAGUGA